Molecule: messenger RNA, 1218 nt
Organism: Scheffersomyces amazonensis
Lineage: Eukaryota; Fungi; Ascomycota; Pichiomycetes; Serinales; Debaryomycetaceae
Product: ribose phosphate diphosphokinase subunit
Exons: 1
Coding region: 189-1160 (323 amino acids)
Biological process (GO): purine nucleotide biosynthetic process; ribonucleoside monophosphate biosynthetic process; 5-phosphoribose 1-diphosphate biosynthetic process
Cellular component (GO): ribose phosphate diphosphokinase complex; cytoplasm
Molecular function (GO): magnesium ion binding; ribose phosphate diphosphokinase activity
Source: RefSeq, a predicted model, not a curated record
GUAAGUUGUUACUUGUAUAAUUAAAUUCUAUUUCCGGAUCUAACAUGUAAAACAGGACCCCUAGUCGGUGGUCUCAACCUGCAAAAAAAUAUACAAGUCUUCUCGAAUCCAAAUUUUUAAAUCCAUCAAAUUACCCCAUUAAUGAGACCCACGAGUAAUAGUCAAUAGUAAUUAUAGAUAAAUUAAAUAUGACUAAAUCACCUAAUAAUAUUAAAUUAAUUGGAGGGAAUUCUCAUCCUCAAUUAUGUCAACUGGUAGCCACUAAAUUAGGAAUGCCAUUAGCACGAGUUGGAGCAUUUCAAUAUACAAAUCUGGAAACAGCCGUAGCAGUUGGAGAAUCAGUUAGAGAUGAAGAUGUUUAUAUAAUUCAAACAUGUUGUGAUGAAAGUAAAAUAAAUCAAUAUUUAAUGGAACUUUUAAUAACUAUAAAUGCAUGUAAAAUUGCUAGUGCUAGAAGAGUUAGUGUAGUAAUUCCCAAUUAUUUUUAUGCUAGACAAGAUAAGAAAGAUAAAUCUCGAGCUCCAAUAACGGCUAAAUUAAUUGCAAAUUUAUUACAAACUGCAGGAUGUGAUCAUGUAAUAACCAUGGAUUUACAUGCCUCUCAAAUUCAAGGAUUCUUUAGAGUUCCAGUUGAUAAUCUUUAUGCUGAACCAUCAGUUUUAAGAUAUAUAACUGAACAAUUUGAAAGGAAAGAUUUAAUUAUUGUAUCACCUGAUGCAGGAGGAGCUAAAAGAGUAGCAUCAAUAGCAGAUAAAUUAGAUGUAAAUUUUGCAUUAAUUCAUAAAGAACGUCAAAAGGCAAAUGAAAUUUCAAGAAUGGUAUUAGUUGGAGAUGUUAGUAAUAAAAUUUGUGUAUUAAUUGAUGAUAUGGCCGAUACUUGUGGAACUUUAUGUAAAGCCGCAGAAAUUUUAAUUGAAAAUGGUGCAAGUAAAGUAGUGGCGAUGGUAACUCAUGGAGUAUUUUCAUCUAAUGCUAUAGAAAAAUUAAAUAAUUCCAAAUUAGAUCGAGUUAUUUGUACAAAUUCUUUACCAUUAAAGGAUAAGGCUGCGGCUUGUCCUAAACUAGAAGUUAUAGAUAUAAGUCCUACUAUCGCUGAGGCUAUUAGGAGAUUACAUAAUGGUGAGAGUGUUAGUUAUUUAUUUAAUAAUGUACCUGAAUAGAUAAUAUGCUAUAUGCUGUAUGCAAUACUAUACUAUACUAUAUAAUAUACAUACUAUA